Colletes gigas is the source of this 4084-nucleotide messenger RNA. It is a transcript of the gene hpo, whose product is annotated as serine/threonine-protein kinase 3. Gene Ontology annotation, cellular component: cytoplasm. Gene Ontology annotation, biological process: protein phosphorylation; intracellular signal transduction; protein tetramerization. The record is from RefSeq and is a predicted model, not a curated record. Bases 194 to 1780 code for a protein of 528 amino acids. NCBI's taxonomy places the organism in Eukaryota, Metazoa, Arthropoda, Insecta, Hymenoptera, Colletidae. Gene Ontology annotation, molecular function: protein serine/threonine kinase activity; ATP binding. The transcript has 10 exons.
UGCUGGAUGGUCGAUGGUUUUCGAUAUUUCGGUUGUGUGGUUACUUUAAUUUAUUGACAAAAAUGUAACACUUCUAUUUUAAAUUGACUAUGUUUUUACAACCGGAAUGAUACCUGUUUUAUCCAAGUUAAGUUAUUUGUGUAAAUAUUGAAGGUGUUUUUAUUCAAGUAAGAACUCGACGCGAAUAGCGAAAAUGUCUUCGAAGAGUGAAUUAAAAAAGUUGUCAGAGGAAAGUUUAACAAGACAACCUGAAGAAGUGUUUGACAUAAUAUGCAAAUUAGGAGAGGGAUCCUAUGGAUCAGUUUACAAAGCAUUGCACAAAGAAAGUGGACAGGUACUUGCUAUUAAACAAGUACCUGUCGAUACAGACUUACAGGAAAUUAUAAAAGAAAUUUCUAUCAUGCAACAGUGUGAUUCUCCAUAUGUUGUUAAAUAUUAUGGGAGCUACUUUAAAAACACUGAUUUAUGGAUUGUAAUGGAAUAUUGUGGGGCUGGAUCUGUUAGCGAUAUUAUGAGGUUAAGGAAGAAAACUCUUCAAGAAGAUGAAAUAGCAACAAUCCUCAGUGAUACCUUAAAGGGUUUAGAAUAUCUUCACUUGAGAAGAAAAAUACAUAGAGAUAUUAAAGCAGGAAAUAUCUUGCUCAAUAAUGAGGGGCAUGCAAAGCUAGCAGAUUUUGGGGUAGCAGGACAAUUAACUGAUACAAUGGCAAAACGUAACACAGUAAUAGGAACUCCAUUCUGGAUGGCUCCAGAAGUAAUACAAGAAAUUGGAUACGAUUGUGUCGCGGAUAUAUGGUCCCUUGGUAUAACUGCUUUAGAAAUGGCAGAAGGCAAGCCACCAUAUGGUGAUAUACACCCAAUGAGAGCAAUAUUUAUGAUACCAACUAAACCACCACCUAGCUUUAGAGAACCUGAUCAGUGGAGUUCUGAAUUUAUCGAUUUUGUCAGUGGGUGCCUUGUUAAAAAUCCAGAAGAAAGAGCUACUGCAACCGAGCUUUUGAAUCAUGAAUUUAUAGGUAAUGCCAAACAACCGAGUAUUCUGAGUCAAAUGAUCGCAGACGCUCAUGAAAUACGAGAAAAACAGAGCGCACAUCGAGCUCAUGUUAUUAACAACGUGGCAAUAAAAAAUCAAAACCAGACGGAAGACUCGGACGAAGAAGACUGUAGCGGAACGAUGAAACCUUUGCCAGAGGAUACAGGAACUUUAGUACCAAGUCACGAUCUUCCAGAUACAGGAACACUUGUUUCUGCAAUGUUGGACUUAGGAACAAUGGUUAUUAAUAGUGACACAGACACCGAAGCAACUAUGAAACGUCAUAAUACAGGGUCAGUUGAAUCCGGAAAGAAAUACCGGCCAUUAUUUUUAGAUCAUUUUGACAAAAAGGAAGCACCUGAAAUAGGAAAGGGUAAUGGACAAAUACUUGGGGCGCAUAAUCCAGAUAAUGAAAGUAAAUUAGAAUUACGAAGCCCGACAGAAUCUCAAAGGUUUCAAAGUCAUCUACAAUUACAGCUUAACCAGAUUUCUCAUCCUGUACAAGAGCAACCUCAUAAUAACAUAUCUAAGUUCCAAAAUGUCUUCGCGGAACGCGAUUUCGAUUUCAUAAACAACCAUAUCCUGCAGCUGAAGUUUCUCUCAUACGAGGAACUACAGCAACGAAUGGCUAAUCUGGACGCAGAAAUGGAGCGGGAAAUCGACGAACUAAGAAGAAGGUACCAAACGAAGAGGCAACCAAUUCUUGACGCCAUGGAUACUAAGCGGAAACGUCAGCAGAACUUCUAACAGUUUGGUUAAUUUUUUUUUAUGCAAAUAGGUGUGAUGACGAUAGAUAAAGGGUGUACAGUUGUAUAAAUGAAUAGAUUUUAUUCGUCUCGACCUUAGUUUCAUCAAAGAGAAGAACGUUGACAUUUCAAUUACAUAUUUAGCUAACGAAAAGAGUGACAGCAAUUAAAGUAUUUUCUUCUCUUUAUAAGCCAAUGUUCUUCCUCUUUAUGAAUUAAGAACGAGUAACUAAUACUAGCUAAUAGCCUCACGUCACCAAUGUAAAUUAUUUUACAUGAUUUAGGUGAACAAUCAUUAUACUUAAUUUUUUAUCAUUAUGUUUACCUAUCUAUUGUUAAAUAUGCUAUUCUUAUAGAAAUAUUAUGGAAUCUCCUCAGCAUUCUUUAGAAACUAAAGCAAAAAGAAAAAAAAAGGAAAGCAAUCGAAUGCAAUGGGAGUGGAAUAAUUAGAAUGCCAUAUUUGUAAUUUUUUUUUUUGUUGAGAAUGAAAUCCAGUGAGGUGUCCACGUGAAAUUGAUAUUCGGUUUUCGUCUUACGCUAGUCACCUAUUAUGCCAUUUAUUUUAUCCAUAAUAUUACAUUAUCAAAUAUCAUCACUCAUACGAAAUACAUGCAUGGAGAUCAUCCCGAAAAUAUAUUUAUAUAAUCUUGUGCGCUAAUGUAUCGUUUACUUGCGAAAGCAAUUUCUGAUAAGUGAGCAAACUUUAGAAGGUAUUAAAGAAUUUACUCCUUUUUUUUACUGCCAUAGAUAUUAUUACGCGUUUACCUACAGAUAUUAAUAUUAGGUUAUGGAACAUUCGUUCUUACGUCAAUGACUUAGUUUUAAAGUUUUGUAAAAUGGAAAUCGCGAAUUGUUUGGUAGUGUUUUAUACCACGCAAGAUUAGAAAUUAGAGUGAUAACAUCUCAAUGUCGAAUAUAAUAUGACGAAUGAAUUUACUGAAAUUAGUCUUCCGUAUUAGAACGUAUUUCAAUAUUUCACUAAUUCGUUAAAAUCAGUAUUCAAAUUGCUGAGAAUGAUCAUCACAAAGCAAUGGCAAGAUUUAUAAUAUUUUUAGAUUUAUAUAAAUUUAUAUUUUAUUGAAAUGCAUUUUUUUUUAUUUUUUUUAAAUAAUUUUCGUACGUAAGAUUUUCAAAUAUGUUAUCAUUGUGUUUUUUUAUACAAAUUUCAAUGAAUGCUGGUGGUAUCAGAGUUGGGCAUUAAUCGACACGUUCUUCUCAACUAGAUAAUCAAUCGAUUACACGAUGCAACUCAAAAUUUAGUCGUCGGAAUUAAUCAUUAAUCGCGAGCGAUUAAUGGCCGACAAUUAAAUUAAUCGUUAAUCGCUUACGACGAUAGGCCAUCAAAUUAAUCACUUAUUCUUACUGAAUAAUGUUUCAUCUGGUUAAUUAGUCGUCGGUCGCUUAUGGCAAUCUUCAAUUAAAUUAAUGGUUACUCUUCGGUAGUCAUACGCGACCGAAGCGAUUUACGAUUAAUUUAAUCAUCGAUCGUUACGAUCGAUCGCCGGUUAAUUUAAUCGCAAGCGAUUAAAGAUUACCCGUUUCGAUCGUAAUCGUUAAUUGUCACUUUGACUAAAUUUUGCCCAACACUGGUUGGUGUAGGUCAUGCCCGAGAAAUAGUAACGCAUGUAUGUACUACUAAGAAUGCUACAACAUAGUGGAGUAAUUCUUUGCUGACGUUGGGCUAUUUUAAAAAGUAGCGGAAAUAGAUUUAUAAUACUUAAACGCUAUAGCCAGAACUGACUUUUCUGUUUAUUUAGAAAGUAACAAUACAGAAUAACAACAUAUUUUUGAUAUAGAAAAUAUGCACAUUACAAUCUAAGGAAAUUCGAAUAUUAAUUAUUAAAUCCAGUCUUUAUAUGGCCCUACCAUGACACACAAUAUUAUCAUAAUAAUAGCGUUGGGUCCCAUUGUUAACACGAUGAGCAGAUAAAUAAGUUAUAAUCUAAAAAAAGUAAUAUUUCUACUGUUUGAUGAAAAAUAGAACGCACCAUUCACUGCGACAUGCGAACUCCAUCAACAUAUAUGCGUUAAUAAUGUAAUAGAAACGAAUAAAUUUUAUUCCUGCAGAAUUACGUUUGACCACUUCAAGGCUAAUAUGUGUCCCCCAAACUUUGUAGGAUCGACGCGAGGGGGCAGACUUCGAAAUUAGCCUUGUUUCCAGCCAUUCGUAUGAGACACUGCCUGCCUUUUACGUAUUUGAUUUUACCAAUAAUAAAAUAUUGUGCAUAUUUCGGUUUAUUUAAAUUUUCUUCUUUUUUUAACUUCUAUCUGAUAUUUUAAUUAUUUUGUCGAAUAAGAUGUAAGU